Phalaenopsis equestris is the source of this 1635-nucleotide messenger RNA. RefSeq names its product DNA-repair protein XRCC1. Gene Ontology annotation, molecular function: damaged DNA binding. Gene Ontology annotation, biological process: single strand break repair; double-strand break repair via nonhomologous end joining; base-excision repair. The record is from RefSeq and is a predicted model, not a curated record. Bases 415 to 1506 code for a protein of 363 amino acids. NCBI's taxonomy places the organism in Eukaryota, Viridiplantae, Streptophyta, Magnoliopsida, Asparagales, Orchidaceae. The transcript has 9 exons.
UUUAAACACCUAGUGAGUGGUGUAUAACACUUGGAUGUUGAUUCUAAUUGGCGGAGAAAUCAAGAGAGUUGUGAGUCGGCUUUGGCCUCUUCAUUCCCCUGCCGUAACCGCUCCACGCCACUCCGAUCCAGCCAACUUAGCUCUUUCCGGUACGAUGUAGAAGAAGGGGAGGGGAAAACGAAUACUCGGUCGAAAUAUCUGCAAUUUGAAGCAGAAGAGAAGCUCCGAUGAGGCAGAUAAAUGCAGACGACAUUAGAAAAUAAGCAGCUUUAGAGGGCGAGAUUUGUUUGAGGCAUAUAUUUUGCUAUACUCUGUCAUCACAGAGAAAAAAAGUGCUGUCUGUCAAGAGCCACAAGUGUAGCAUGCAAUGCUUUGUUUUGUCAGCUACAUUAGUUUUUUGUUAAGGUUUUCACAAUGCCUGACACAAAUUCAAUCACUGAUAGUGGAAGUCAUCCAGCAGCUAAGAGAAGCCUUCCUUCUUGGAUGAGCUCUAAUGAAAACAGGAGCAAAUCCCAAAAGAAGCGGAAUGAUGCUACUGAAAUAAUGCCAAAAAGUGAUAAGGAGAACUACACUGCUAUUUCAUACGAUGAUAGGCAAAAUAACUUGGAGUUUUCAAAACUCCUGGAAGGGGUGGUUUUUGUUUUAUCUGGCUUUGUUAACCCAGAGCGAAGCACAUUAAGAGCACAAGCAGCGGAAAUGGGAGCAGAGUAUCAACCGGACUGGACCUCAGGUUGUACCCUUCUUAUAUGCGCAUUUCCGAACACUCCUAAAUUUAGGCAAGUAGAGAACGAUCAAGGUACUAUUGUCUCAAAGGAAUGGAUAUUCGAGUGCUAUAACCACAAAAAGCUUGUUGACAUUGAGCGCUACCUCAUGCAUGUUGGAAAACCAUGGAGAAGAUAUACUGAGCAAAAUCAGCCUAAUAAAGUUCAGGGAAAUGUCUUAUCUGCAGAGCCUAUAAAAAGAGCUGAAAAGAGUUCAUUGACGGUGACUGGUUCUCAAUCUUCCGAGGGUGGAUUACCCCGUUCUAGCAACAAUCUUGUCCUACCUUCCAAAAUUAAAGAAUGGGCUGCUGAUGAUCUGAGUAAGACAAUUUCAUGGUUAGAAAGUCGAGAUGAGAAGCCAGAGGCCAAGAAGAUUAAGCUUAUUGCUGCAGAAGGAAUUAUGACUUGCUUGCAGGAUGCUAUAGACUCUCUCAAACAAAAUAAAAACAUCAAAACUGUGACAGAGCAGUGGAUGUUCGUCCCUCAUAUUGUCACAUACCUAGCAGAACUUGAGGGCAGUAACCUUCCAAAGAGAGAGCUCCAUGAACUGGCUGAUUCAUGCAAAAAGAUUUACAAGAGCGAGUUCAAACAACUAAACAGUUCUGCAAAAUUCGAAAAGUAUAAAAAUGAAGGUGGUGAGGAAUACAGUGAUGAAACAGAUGAUGAAGGGUUUGACAGCGAUCGGACAAUAGAAAUGACCGAAGAAGAAAUAGAGUUUGCCUGCAAACAAAUUGGUUGCCAGUAAAUGCUGUUUAGCUGAUUAUGUUGGAAACUUAUUUCUCUGUAACAUAUCUGCCUACCAUUUGAGUUUUGCAUUUUGUGUAAUGUAAUGAUGCACUUGAUUUGAAGUUCAAGUGUAUUAACCUUUUUUAUU